UCACGUGAUAAUUCGCCAACCGGAGUUUCCACGACAGCUGAAGCCGUGCGGUUCGGGCGCAUCGCUUUAUCAACAUAUAAGGACUACGUCCUUAUUUAAACAUCCACAAACUAACUUUUGAUAGCAUGGGAGACAAGAGAAGUCCUACAAGGCCGAAGCGUCAACCGAAGCCCUCUUCAGACGAGGCAUACUGGGAUUGUAGUGUCUGUACGUACAAGAACACUGCCGAAGCUUUCAAAUGCAUGAUGUGCGAUGUCAGGAAAGGAACGUCAACACGGAAGCCUCGACCUGUCUCUCAGUUGGUCUCCCAGCAGGUGACGCCACAGUUUGCUUCUCCCACGCAGCCUAAGAAGGAGAAAAAGGAGAGAACAGAGAAAGAUAGACAUGAUAAGGAACCAACACUAAAGAAGAACAACCACAAGAAGAUGAGGCCGAGGUUAAAGAACAUUGACAGGAGCAGCGCUCAGCACCUGGAGGUGACGGUGGGAGAUCUAACUGUCAUUAUCACAGACUUUAAGGAGAAGCCUAAGCCUUCGUCCACCACCACCACCACCACCACCUCCACAACCUCGGUCUCCGCAGACCACCACAACCAGAGUGGCUCCAGCUCAGACAACACAGAGAGGGGGGUCUCUAGGUCAUCCUCACCCAGGGGGGAGGCCUCCUCCGUCAAUGGAGAGCUACACUAGGCCCCAAACCUGGCAACCCCAACCCCCAUAAUGGAUUUACCAUGCCCAAAUCCUUCUGAAGUCACAAACCCUCUACAUUUGACCUCAACCCUCUCCGCAAUGCCAACCUGGACCUAAACUCCCAACAUGGCAACCUCAAACCUCUGGACCUUAACCUCUUACCUGGCACCCCCAACCCCCACAUUGGACCUCAACCCCCAAUCCGAGCCACUCUAAGGGACCCUAUCUAUUAAACCAUAAUGUUACUUCUGGACGAGUCUUUGUUCUAAAUUGUAGUGAAUGGUUGUAGAAUCAUUGUUUAGAACUUGGUUCCCGGCCUGGCUAAUUCUGGACCUGUACAUGUAGCGGCUACAGGUUGUGCUUAGUUAGGAAGAUGAUGGUGCACCAGGAACAGCAUACUCCUCUCCUGGAGGCAUCAGUUGGUCUGGCUUCUGGAAUACACUACAGGUUCUGAAGAAACAUUUGAAUAAAAUCCCAGUUUAGGUAACUUUAGGUUGAAACAGUUGUUAUAUUCUAUGUUGAUAAACCUGAUCUCCUAUGACCUGUUGUACAGAAUUGGUGUGUUAGGCAUCCCAACAGUGUUACCAUUCUCCAGGCAUGACAUUGUGUUUCAGAGUUCAGUACUUGUUGCAUUCUGGGAGAAAAUGUGAGGACAUUUUAUUUCUUGUGUCACUAUGGAGACUUAAAUAUAUUCUAAUUGGUUCACUACACUAGCUGGGACUAGAAGUGGAUUAAUGAGAAAGAUUUUGUUGGUUAAGAAUGUUCAUUUUUUGUUGUGUCCACUUUAAACCCACCUGGUACCAUUGAUGUCAUACUCACCAUUUUUAUUUUUGUUUUGUUUUUUACAUUAUUUGGAUUGACCAAACUUUCCUGUUUAGAAAUGUAUGAACAUAUAGGUUAAUGUAUGAAGAUUAACAAAAGAAAAUUAAUGAAAUUAUGUGUUCAAAAAGUA
This is a messenger RNA of Hypomesus transpacificus, 1641 nucleotides long. RefSeq names its product YY1-associated factor 2-like. Gene Ontology annotation, biological process: positive regulation of DNA-templated transcription. Gene Ontology annotation, molecular function: transcription coregulator activity; DNA binding. Lineage: Eukaryota; Metazoa; Chordata; Actinopteri; Osmeriformes; Osmeridae. Gene Ontology annotation, cellular component: nucleus. The transcript is spliced from 4 exons. The record is from RefSeq and is a predicted model, not a curated record. Bases 126 to 689 code for a protein of 187 amino acids.